UUCACCCAAACAGAAAGCUGAGCUUCUGACAGAUCCAGGCAGCAAUGCUCUGGAGGAUGCCACCCUCGUAAAGGAGGUGCUCACAAACUUGACAGAGCCCGGCAAUGUGGAGCAGCUUGGUCAGUUUUUUCCUGGUGUUCACACAGUCACUCCAGCAGACAAACACAACCUACAUCCAAAAUGUGGCGGUACGAGAGACCAUCUUAAACCUGACUCUGAGCAGCCUGGCUCUUAAAUUUGACGACUUUGAGGUACAAGACUACCAGCUGUGGUUUCAAGUUUAUUUGAUUCCUGUGAUAGCAAGCAUCCAACCAGACAGCCUGCGGGUGAUACCCGGUAACAUCAGCUGUGAAGCCUACGGAGCGAUAGUCACUGGCCUAAUGGAAAGCCUGAAGAUCCUGCCACCGCAAAUUUCAAUGGACGUGAGGUCAAGCCUGGAAUCACUGCAGGAGGCCUUCCCAGAUUGUGCAACACUGGAUUCUUUCACGUGCAAAGACACACACGUUGAUGAAAAACUCAUCUGCUCCGAGGUAGACAGCUCUCAACUCCACGCACUGGAAGAUGACAAUUCUACUGAAGCCGUGUGCAACUUCACCAUCACUGAACACGCCUGUGCCCCGACAAGACGACUCUCAGCAGAAAACUUGGCCACGCUCUUGAAGUGCUCUCUGGAAAGCAACCGGAUGUACGUGGUGGAAGUUUGGCAGCUUCUUUUCCAAAAAGCUUCUCCCGUACUCAGACAGGCUCUGGCCUCAUUCUCCGCCACGGCCCCCACCGCCAUGAGCGCAGCCUAUUCCAAUCCUCUUGAUGCUUUGAGAGAAGUGGUUGCUAAAAACCUCACACAGGCUCAACUGAAGAGUGAAGAUUUUGUUAGAAGCUGGUUCCAGAUGGAUCUCGGUCCAUUCCUGGCCUCCCCGUCAACAAAUUUCCUCUUCUGCCUUGGCACCUACAACUUCAGCUGCCAGACCUACCAGAUUGUCAUCGGAGCAUUCAGCAACCAAAGCCCACUGAUGGACAACGACAGAAAGCGAGCAGUCUUUACUCACUUCAUCCAACCAUUCCUUUCCAGAAAGGAUUUGCCAGACCCAGGCUGUGUGUCAUCCGCCAAUAGUAGUCAGCUCUGGCUACAGGCCAACUUUGGCAAUUUCUCUCAAUUUGCCAGCGUAGAGGAUCUGCAAGCCCUUUAUCCCAACUUCUCCAGUGCCGAAGUCCUGUCGAAACUGUCUCCCUCUCAGGUAGCAGAGUUUCUGCUGAGCACAGACAUCUCGAAUGACACACGACUUGUCGAUCGAGUCUUUGAGCGACUGCAGGUUGGAAACGCUGUUGAAAACGUGGACGCAUUCUUUACCAAACUUACAGAGAAGGAGGUCCCAGAGUUUCAAGUUGACGUCAGAGAUCGCAUCAUGAACAGGACCUACAUCAUCGUCGGUCCCUCUUUCCCAGAGUUCCCUGAAAAGGAUCUUUUUGACUGGUUCCAUGUCAAACUGGUCCCGGUUCUCCCAAGUUUCACUCCACAAAUGCUCCAAGAUGUAAUCACCAACAUCAACUGCACAAAAUACCAUGUCAUCGUGAGUGGGAUGGGCAAAGUUGUGUCUGCCGUAGCUCAGGAAAGACAAGAAGAAAUUGCAGCUGUUUUGCUGCAGUACCUGAAAAACUCUGCUGAUGUCAUCAACCGGCCAGCUUGCAGGGUAAACAUCCAGACCGAUUCCCAGUGGGUGGAAACAAACCUGGGCCCAUUUUCUCAAUACGCCACAUAUUUUGAGCUCAAAUUCUUCAACCUCUCUCAGAUUACCAUAGCAGAUUCACUUUCUUCUGGACAAAAAGCUGAAUUUCUCCUUCAACCCGACAUUCUUGCCAAUAUCUCUCUUGUCAUCACUGUUUUUGAACGUUUCACUGAAUCAGCUUCCUUAGAAAAUCUCGAGCUGUUCUUCAGUACAUUUGUUGAUGGUCUAGCUCAGCAAAAUCUGACUUCUGUUAACCCCAGCAUGCGUGUCAAUAUUCUAAAUCUGACAAUAACAGCACUCGCACCAAAGUUCCACCUAAUAAAUCCCGAAGGCUUCAGGUUAUGGUUCCAGGUGUACCUUCCACUCUUCCUCCCAAGCAUCAAAUCAACAACCUUUGAAAUAAUUCCCAGAAACAUCUCCUGCAGUUCAUACCAACAAGUGGUCAAGGGAUUGGACAACAUUAUCAGCCAGCUCUCCGCAGAGCAGAACCAAGAGGUUCUAAUGUUUGGAUUAGAUUAUCUCAAAGCUCAGCUAACUUCAGGACUUUCCUGUGUUGAUGCUGAAACUAAUGACAGAGGUUGGCUUGAAGACAACUUUGGUCAGUUUCGUCUUCAAGCCUCUUUUAAGAAUUUUCUGUCUUUGAAGAAAGAUUUCAAAGGAGUUGAGGUGGCAGAUCUUCUCACUUUCGGUCAGCUGAAGGAGCUUGCAGCAAUCCCUUCCCAGCUGAACGGAACGCAAGAUGUGACAAAAGUCAUGAUGUUCAUCGAGCCGGCUGACUUUGCUGCUUUCUUUGAUUCACUUGCUCAAGCAGUUGCGAGCCUGUCAAUGAACUACACACAGGAAGUGAAAUCUGCCUUCCUCCAGUCGGUUUUUGACAGGGGGGCUCUUCCAGCUGUCAGUGACGAAGACUUCCUGCAGUGGCUAAGGCGACUGCAGCCGUUACUCAUCGACCUUUCUCCAGAUCUGGUGCCCCGCUUUGUCAGUCUGGCAGCAAACAGGAGCUGUGCCAUCAGCCAGGAGACGAUAAAUGUGCUUGACACCAUACAGACAACACUCAGCAACAACACUAAAUCUGAGGUCUACAGAAACAUCCUCAUUUUCCUCCAAGAUCCAACGCCGCUGAGGUGUUACAGUGGUGGAAGCCUCUACCUCUUCCUGCACAACAUUUUCCUCAGCUUUGGAUUUCCUGAUCUGAUGACGUUCAUAUCUCUUCUGCCACCAAAGCGCGAGUCAGAGCUCCUAAAUACCAUCAGCACCUCAGAGCUGAGUCAGCUCCUCAAUCAGCCUGGCACAAUCAAUAACAGUUCAGGCAUCUGCAUCAUCUUCAGCAACUACAACAACACUCCUUCCUAGAAAACGAGGACGUCCCAGAUGAUGUGAGGAGGAUCAUCCUUCCCUGUGUUUGGCCUUUGGCUCUGAGCAGCAACAGAAGAUCUGAGGUUGAUCUG
Messenger RNA from Poeciliopsis prolifica (blackstripe livebearer), 3172 nucleotides. RefSeq lists its product as uncharacterized. The record is from RefSeq and is a predicted model, not a curated record. NCBI's taxonomy places the organism in Eukaryota, Metazoa, Chordata, Actinopteri, Cyprinodontiformes, Poeciliidae. The transcript is spliced from 25 exons. The coding region runs from base 105 to 3077 and encodes 990 amino acids.